This is a messenger RNA of Mytilus californianus (California mussel), 4855 nucleotides long. RefSeq names its product protein regulator of cytokinesis 1-like. Lineage: Eukaryota; Metazoa; Mollusca; Bivalvia; Mytilida; Mytilidae. The transcript has 14 exons. Gene Ontology annotation, biological process: mitotic spindle midzone assembly; microtubule cytoskeleton organization. The coding region runs from base 66 to 2000 and encodes 644 amino acids. The record is from RefSeq and is a predicted model, not a curated record. Gene Ontology annotation, cellular component: mitotic spindle midzone; spindle; cytoplasm. Gene Ontology annotation, molecular function: microtubule binding.
GAAUUUAAACCAAGAAGCGCCAUUGAAAUAUGUUUUGAAUAGUCGAAUGUAAUUUUUGAGCAAAAAUGUCAUCCCCAUCCCAGUUAAGAGAUGACCUUGCAAAAUGCCUGGAGUCAUCCAUGCAAAAGUUCCAUAACAUUUGGGUUGAUAUUGGAAUAUGUGAGUCGCAACAAAAGCAGCGCUCUGAGACUGUUGUUGAACAUCUCCGCAACCUACUGGAGGAAAUGGUUCAAGAGGAAGAAAUGUUGAGGAAUCAGAUCAGAACCAGAAUAGAAAAAUAUAGUAAAGAAGUCAGAGAAUUAUGCCAAGAUAUGUCUUAUCCUGAUUAUCAGUACAAGAAAUCAUAUUCAAUGCUACAGACAGAAAAAGACUUGAAAAUGAGAAUGGAAACCCUUUCUAAUGAAAAAGCUGAGAGAUUCAGAAAAUUCAACCAUUUCAAAGACCAAGAUCAGCACCUAUGUGAUAUAAUGUGCUUAACACCGUAUUACAUUCCUUCAGGAAGUACUCCCACCUUAGAACAGCUCCAAGCUUUGGAAAAUCAUGUUGCUUCAUUGAAAAUAGAAAAGGAUAAAAGAUUCCAUGAAUUUGUGAAUUCAAAAAAAGAAAUUAUAAAGCUAUUCUCGGAAAUGGAAAGAUCUCCAGAAACAGAAUUUGCUCGUGAUGUUGUUUGUGAAUCAGACUCCACAUUCCAGCUCUCCACAGAAAAUAUGAAAGCUUUAAAAGUGUUAAAAGUAGAGUUAGAGGAAGAGAAAGAAGAAAUGAAAAAGAAAGUAGAUCAACUAUGGAACAAAUUACAUGUACUAUGGGACAGACUAGAUAUAGGGGAAAGUGAAAGAGCGAAUUUUUCUAAAGGAAAAACUAGUGUUAAAGAACCUGUUGUUAUAGCUUUGAAAGAAGAAAUCAGUCGGUGUGAGAAAUUAAAAUUUCAAAAUAUCCAAAGAUUUGUAGAAGGCAUGAGGAAAGAACUAACAGAAUGGUGGGACAAAUGUUACUAUAGUCAACAACAGAAGAGGGCUUUUACUGCUUUUAAAUCAGAAAAUUUCACAGAGGAAUUGUUACAGCUACACGAUGAAGAAGUCUUGAGAAUGAAAACAUACUAUGAAAAACAUCAAGAAUUAUUUGAAGAUAUAAGUAAAUGGGCUGACCUAUUUAAAAAGAUGUUAGAACAUGAGAGGAAAGCUAAUGAUCCAAACCGAUUCAACAACAGAGGUGGAAAAUUAUUACUAGAGGAGAAAGAAAGGAAAAAAGUUCUAAAAGAGCUCCCUAAGGUUGAAGAGGAUGUUAAAACACUGAUAGCAGAUUGGGAAAAACAACAUGAGAAACCUUUCUUAGUGGAUGGUCGGCGAUUUGUAGACUAUAUAGAGAAACAAUGGGCAACACAUCAAAGCAGUAAAAUUAUAGAGAAAGAAGAAAGGAACAAGGCCCGAGCAAAGUUAAUGGAAGAAGAAAUGAUCUAUGGCAGUAAACCAACAACUCCAGCCAAGAGGAGAUUUAUUGGUACACCUAGUAAGACACCAAAUAAUAAACAAAGAAGAAUUGAUUACAAUAGUACUGGUAGUAGCAGUUGUAGUAGUGGGACAUCAUCAUUACGAGUCACUUUAAAGGUGAAGAUGAAUGACACAAACAGAACACCAGCUUCGUGUGGUAGAUUACAGCAGAACAGUGUAUUUGCAUCUCCUCGUCCUCGUGUUCCUGCGUCAGCCAGUAAAAUUCUUGCAUCUAGUAGAUCUGUUAACAGAAGGCGAUCAGGGAGAAUCGCUCGUAAAGUGUUAGGUGAGAAAGUGAACUUUGGCAAUAGUCACAUGACAAAUCAUUAUACCACUUCAACCAAUCAAAAUGAUACAUUUAGUCAAACAACCUUGGGAAGCUGUGUGCAAAGUGGUGGAGUAUGUAAUGCAUCCACGAUGGAAUCGUAUCAUGAAUUUGAGAAAGCUGUACAUCAAAACGCCAAGGCUAACUGUAGAAGUAGUAUCAUACCUAAAAGUCCUGGGAAGUUGUAGUGCCAAGACAAUUUGUACAGAGAAUUGUGUAUACACUUAUGUACAUAAUGUAUCUAUACUAUUUUAUCUGUAUAUACAAUGUACACCAGCACAUAUAUACAGUGUACAUCACAAAGGGCAUUUAUUUGUAUUUAUUGUCACGGACUGACUUGAUUUCAGUAAAUAUUAUAUUGUGAUGUAUUAAAAAAAAAGAUGCAUGUAUGCAAGUCUUUGUCAUCAGAAAAUGUAUACAUGUCAGAGUAAAUUUUGCAAAUGAAAAAAAAACAAAAUAAAAUAUACUUUAUGAAAAAUACAGGUAAAAAUAAAUGUAGCUAAAAAUGUAAAUGUCUUUGGGUUUCUGCCUCAAUGAAAAAUACCCUACAUGUUUACGUCUUGAUCCAAUCAUAUUAAUAUUAAAGAAACAUGGAUGAAAUCUUUUCAAUAUUUUGAUAUUUUAGCUUUAAAUAUUCCUUUAAAAAAUAGUUAAUUUAUCUUGCUUUCACCCACGAAGGAGUAAUACAUGUUUAAUAAAGUGUCUUUAUAUUUUGGGUCUGAAAUAAAUGCCGUAUUUUAUAUUUAUUAUUGCAGUAAGGAUUAUCUGUUGAGAGAGGGAAAUAGUCUUCUUCCUUUUAACAUAUUUUUGUGUACUCUUUUAUGCUUGCUAUUGAUAUGAAUGAUUGUAAAGAUGUAAGUUCAUAUAGAUAGAAUAAACAGUGAAUGAUUUAGAGAAAACAUUGAUUGUAAUGUAUGUUGAUAUUUUAUCUCUUUUAUAGAAAGUCUAUUUUAUUCUUGUUUAAACUUGAAUCUCUCUCUCUCUCUGUAUAUAGUCAAUGUACAUUUAGUCUGUCACUUCAAUCUAUCUUUAACUCUUAACUUUUAGCCUUUUUGUUUUUGUUUUAAUGCAAUAAGGGUUAAUUCAAGUGACUUAAAUUGUUUUCUUAAUACAAAUGUGUAUAGAAGUUUAAUAGAUGUUUUAAUGUUGUGAAAAUUUGAGCAGUUCGAUCAUUGACCCAAUGUUUAUAAUGAUGCAAACCUUUCUUGGAAUUACUUUUAAUAUUUACUAUAUAAUAAAAGCAUUUAGACUACAAGUAAAAAUGUAUACUUUUAUUCUGUUUUAAAAUGAAAAACAAAACUUAAUUGAAUAAAAGUGAAUUUAAAGAGUUUUUACUUAAAAGUGGGAGUGAGUCUGUUCUCCAAGUUUGAACAGGGCUUAAAAAUGUGGACCUAAUUGGGUCAGUGGUUCUUUGGUAUUCUGUAUCCUUUUAUAUUUAAACAAUAUCACUGUAUGAAUAUUUUUUAACUAUUGAUGAGACAACAGCAUUGUUUUUGGUAUAUUUUUACAUUAUAUCAAACUUAUUUUUGAUUUUUCCUUGAAUUAAUAUUUCUGUUUUCAGAGUCAUUAAAUAGUGUAUAUUAGCUGAUGGCUCAAUUCUAUGAUUUAAUAUUGCAAACAGCUGGUCAUUUCAUAUAUAAUAUUUUUAUGUUCACAACCCAUUCUUUACCAUUCCCAUUGAUUGUAUUAAAUCAAGGAUUUAAUUCUAAUUGUCUGACAAUUCUGUAGAUUUAUUACCAGUAAACUAACUUUUGCCGCCAUUACUUUUAUCCACCAUUGAUAAAUAUUUAUUUUAUAAUAUAGUCAUUUCUACAUUAUGAUUUUUUUUUCUUUUUUGCAAAUGAUUUAAAAUGUGUUCAUGAAAAGUUGAUUUGUGAAUUGAUAUGGAUUGUAUAAGGUAAGACGUCAAACUGCAUUUUUUAUCAUUUGAGAAGUUGUAUAAAUCAAUAAACAUUCAUUGUCUGAAAAUAUAGAAUAUAAAUCUUAUUUGUUCAAGCUUUAGAAACAGGUAAGAGAUUCCUCAGACUAUUGCAGGAUAAUUACCAUUGUAUUUUUAAAAAUUUUAUUGAGCACAAAAUCAUCAAAAAAAGUCUAUAACUUCAUGAAACAAUGUUUUGCAAAAUGAAGUUGUUAUAAUAAUCACUGAUGUAUACAAUAACCUUGAGACCAUUCACCACAAUUGGGACUGCCACGUUACAAUUGCUUAUUGGUUGUGAUCUCUAUGUAUGCUUUUAAUAUAUACAUGCUUGUUGAUUAUUAUGAUGUUAGGAGCUAACGGAGAAGGUAUGAUAAGGUGUUUUAAGUAUAGAGCACAAGUAACAAAUUUUUGUUUUUUUUCAACAAGUAGAUAAACAUAAAAUACAUUUUCUGUGUUAAUAUUUUUUUAAGUGACACAUGUGGUCAAUAUUUCUCAGCAUCUGUGUUUCAAAUUGUCAUUUUUGGCAAAUUCACCAUAUUACUUAAUUUACCUUACUGUCAUGGCUGUAUGACCAAUGAAAGGCAAAUGUUUUAAAAUUAAACCUCACUAUUUUAUUAAAGUUCAUUGAUUUAACAUUUAAUUCGGGAAAUUUCAAAUACAAUUCAUUUGACCCCAAAUCGUACAUUAUCUCGUAACAAUUUUGAAAUGAUAGAAGAGUUUAAUAAUUAUUUUAGCCGUUUCAGGGACCCAAUAUUGGUUCAUAUCAUACUAUCUCCAUUAUUUCCUAUUAGCAUACUUACAAAUGUUUAAGCAUUUGUUGUUUUCAUAUUAUAAAGGGUGUGUUUGACCUUUUCUCUGAUGUAAAUGAUACCUAUAUUUUAGAAAAUGUAUUAUUUUGAGAGUUAUAAAUGUAUAUCUGUCACUCUUAACCUUUGACAGGAGAAGCAUUUUAUUGAAAAAAUAGGAAGAAAGAUUAAAUUCAUUUUAAAGGUUAAUGUAUCUGAAUUAAUUUGUGCACAUAUUUGGUAUUUUAUGUAUUUAUCAUGAACAGAAAAUGUUUUAUUUUGGAAAUUUAUGUUCUCUAUGAGUUCAUCCAAUAAAAGAUAAAUAAUGUGCAAUAUUAUA